AUGAAUUCAGUGGAACGUUUAGUUUAUUACAUUGAUAAAUUGGAAAUAGAAGCUGAGAGUAUAAUACCGGAUAACAGACCACCACCUGAAUGGCCAUCACACGGAGAGAUUCAUAUUAAAAAUUUAGAAAUUAAAUAUGGACUUGAUAGUCCUCUAAUUUUAAAAGGCAUCUCACUUGAUAUUAUGGCUGCUGAAAAGAUUGGAAUUGUUGGUCGAACUG
Molecule: messenger RNA, 220 nt
Organism: Racocetra fulgida
Lineage: Eukaryota; Fungi; Glomeromycota; Glomeromycetes; Diversisporales; Gigasporaceae
Source: the annotation of a GenBank genome assembly